UGCCCGUGGUCCGGCCUGGUGCCUCGGUGCCCGUGAUGACUCGGUGCCUGCUGUCGAGCUUAGUGGCCCGGUGCCCGCUGUCAUGCCAGAUGACUCGGUGCCCGCUGUCGUGCCCGAUGACUCGGUGCCCGCUAUCGUGCCCGAUGACUCGGUGCCAGCUGUCGAGCUUGGUGACUCGGUGCCCGCUGUCGUGCCAGAUUACUCGGUGCCCGCUGUCGUGCCAGAUGACUCGGUGCCCGCUGUCGAGCUUGGUGACUCGGUGCCUGCUGCCUCGCCUGAUGGCCUAGUGCCCGCUGCUCCGCCUGAUGGCCGGUGCCCGCUGCUCCGCCUGUUGUGCCUCUGCCCGCUGCUCUGCCUGAUGUGCCUCUGCCUGCUGCCCAGCCUGAUGUGCCUCUGCCCGCUGCCCAGCCUGAUGUGCCUCUGUCCGCUGCCCAGCCUGAUGUGCCUCCGUCCGCUGCCCAGCCUGAUGUGCCUCCGCCCGCUGCCCAGCCUGAUGUGCCUCCGCCCGCUGCCCAGCCUGAUGUGCCUGAGCCUGAUGUGCCAGCCCCUGAUAUCCAGCCAGUUACCUGACCCAGGCGGUGGAACAUUUUGCCCACUAAGGACUGUUUGGAACAUCCUGAGGCCGCUCCUU
Molecule: messenger RNA, 631 nt
Organism: Staurois parvus
Lineage: Eukaryota; Metazoa; Chordata; Amphibia; Anura; Ranidae
Source: the annotation of a GenBank genome assembly